Penicillium oxalicum is the source of this 819-nucleotide messenger RNA. RefSeq names its product SDR family NAD(P)-dependent oxidoreductase. The coding region runs from base 1 to 819 and encodes 272 amino acids. The transcript is spliced from 3 exons. The record is from RefSeq and is a predicted model, not a curated record. Lineage: Eukaryota; Fungi; Ascomycota; Eurotiomycetes; Eurotiales; Aspergillaceae.
AUGUCUUUGACUUUAAUUAGAACGCUUUUUCCUGGUGUCGCGGUUGUGACCGGCGCAGGCGGAACUGGCAUCGGCGCAGCCGUUGCAAAAGCUUUUGCAGCUUCUGGGUGCGAACGUAUUGCCAUCACGGAUGUGAACGAAGCUACAUUACAGCAAACCAAGGACGCGAUUACUGCAAAAUAUCCUCGCAUCCAGCUCUUUGCUCAUCCUGGGAAUAUCGCCGACGCCCAAUUUGCAGAUUUCUGGAUACAACACACUGUUCGGAAAUUUGGUCGUGUUGACUAUGCUGUCAAUUGUGCUGGAGUGCUUGGACAACCGGUACGAUCGGCUGAAAUGAGCCUCGAUGAGUUUGACCGUGUCAACAAUAUCAACUACCGUGGCUGCUGGCUGGCAUCACGGGCUCAACUUAGACAAAUGAUCAAACAAGACGCUCUGCCUAGUCAUGAUCCCGAAAGACCCGCGCAAAGAGGCGCCAUUGUCAAUAUCGCCAGUCAGUUGGGGAUUGUCGGUCGGCCAGGUGCCCCCGCAUACUGUGCUUCAAAAUCAGCUAUCAUUGGUAUGACCCGUGCUGACGCUAUCGACUAUUCUCAAGAUGGUAUCAGGGUGAAUUGCGUGUGCCCAGGGGUCAUUGAAACGCCUUUGAUCAUGGCGAAGGCUGAAAUUCGCGAGACAGUCACGCCUGCGGCGCAAAUCGCCCCGAUGCGAAGAAUGGGUAAGCCCGCAGAAGUUGCGGAUGCCGCCCUAUUUUUGUGUUCGAGUCAAGCCUCCUUUGUUCAAGGGCAUGCCCUUGUAGUAGACGGUGGAUAUAUUACAGUUUGA